Messenger RNA from Mus pahari (shrew mouse), 2312 nucleotides. RefSeq names its product UDP-glucuronosyltransferase 3A2-like. The transcript is spliced from 4 exons. Gene Ontology annotation, molecular function: UDP-glycosyltransferase activity. NCBI's taxonomy places the organism in Eukaryota, Metazoa, Chordata, Mammalia, Rodentia, Muridae. The record is from RefSeq and is a predicted model, not a curated record. Bases 16 to 1338 code for a protein of 440 amino acids.
AAAGCUCCUCAAAAUAUGUUUUUAUUUAUUUAUUUAUUUAUUUAUUUAUUUAUUUAUUUAUUUAUUUAUUACAGGUCCGAAUAUCACACCCUUCUAAAGAUUCAUCGAUACUUUGGGGACUUAUGCAGUCACUUUUUAAGCAGAAAGGAUAUCAUGCAGUUCUUAAAAAAUGAGAACUUUGACCUAGUACUUCUUGAUUCAGUAGACAUCUGUGCUUUGCUGACUGUUGAAAAGCUUGGGAAACGAUUUGUUACCUUUCUUCCCUUUCAAUUUAGCUAUAUGGACUUUUGGUUACCAAGCGCCCCCUUGUCCUAUGCUCCAGUGUAUGGUUCCGGUCUUUCUGACCAAAUGGACUUCUGGGGCCGAGUGAAGAACUUUCUGAUGUACUUUCAUUUCUUCAAGAAGCGAAGGGAAAUCCUUUCUCAAUAUGACAGCGCUGUCCAGGAGCAUUUUGCAGAAGGCUCUUGGCCAGCGUUGUCUGAACUUCUACUGAAAGCCGAGCUGUGGUUUGUCAACUCUGAUUUUGCCUUGGAUUUUGCUCGUCCCCUGUUUCCCAACACAGUCUAUGUGGGAGGUUUACUGGACAAACCUGUUCAGCCAAUACCCCAAGACUUGGAGAAUUUUAUCUCUCAGUUUGGAGACUCAGGUUUUGUCCUUGUGGCCCUGGGCUCUGUAGUGAGCAUGCUUCAGACCAAGGAAAUUAUUAAGGAGAUGAACAGUGCCUUUGCUCACCUCCCUCAAGUGGUGCUAUGGACAUGUAAGGCUUCUCAAUGGCCCAAAGAUAUCAGUUUGUCCGCAAAUGUCAAAAUCCUGGAUUGGAUCUCUCUCUCUUUUGUAACAGCUCACCCUAGCAUUCGUCUAUUUGUCACUCAUGGGGGGAUGAACAGUGUAAUGGAGGCCGUCCAGCAUGGUGUACCCAUGGUGGGGAUUCCAUUUUUUGGAGACCAACCUGAAAACAUGGUCCGAGUAGAAGCAAAGAACCUUGGUGUUUCUAUUCAGCUACAGACGCUCAAGGCAGAGUCAUUUGCGCUCACCAUGAAAGAAGUCAUAGAAGACAAGAGGUACAAGACUGCAGCAAUGGCCUCCAAGAUUAUCAGGCACUCCCACCCACUGACCCCUGCCCAGAGGCUUGUGGGCUGGAUAGAUCACAUCUUGCAGACAAGGGGUGCAGCACAUCUUAAGCCCUAUGCUUUCCAGCAGCCAUGGCAUGAGCAGUACAUGUUGGAUGUCUUCUUAUUUCUGUUACUGCUCACACUGGGUACCUUGUGGCUUAGUGUAAAGAUUCUUGUUGCUGUAACCAGGUAUCUGAGUGGAGCAUGGAAGGUCAAGCAGGCAUAAUGAUGAAAAGCUGGGCUUGGCUCCAGUAUGGUCUGUGGAUCCUCAGAGGACUUCCAUCAUUAAGUAGGGUACAACUCUAGCAUUCUCUGCCUCCAUCUUCUACAGAUGCACCUGAGUUGUUUCCUCACUACUUUUGGCCCCUUUGCUUCUUGUUUUUGUCUUGUGACCUUCACGCCUACUUAGACAUAAACCAUUUGCAUCAUCUGUUCCUCCUCCCACUCAUUUAUCCUAAACACACUGCUUCAAUAGGCUGUUUGCCCCAUGGCUCCUUAUGUUCUUCUUCUUUUUAUCCCUUCUAUCUUUUGGGAUUAAAACCAUACGUGGCAUUUUUUUCUCAUGUUUUUCUUCUCUUUUCCUAUAAACACUCUUUACAGCUCAGAUCACCUGCUCUGCCUUACUCCACUUUUUCCCUCAGACCUGGACAGCAAUCAUUCUAUAUUAUAAAUGAAUUUAUCUAAGAACAUGUGAAGGAGAAAAAUAUAAUAAUUAUUGUUUGGUAAAAAUCAGAAUAAAAUGAUAUGAAACUGAAAUAUUAGAAGAAAAUACUUUCAAAAUGCUCCUGAUAUAAAAGAUAUAUUUCCAAGCAUUUAAGUAAUUACAAAAGGAAAGAAUCUGCUGUCUCUUUAUUCUUUGGAGUAAUGUGUCUAUAUAAAAUAGAAUGGUCUUGAGUAUUGGUAACUAAAAUAAUGCCAUUGAGCAUAAGCAAUAAGUAUAUACUUUCACAUUAUCUAAGAUGCUAAGUAAGAGUUGAUGUGCCAUGGAUAGUGUACGACUUUGCUUCUUACACUAUAAUUUUAUUCUUGAAAAUAACCAUAAUUUUGAGAUUCACUUGAUGUUUCCUCUGAACUGUAUGGAUGCUGCAGUGUGAAGAAUCUUCACAUAUCACAGUUCACAUUACCCAUAGGUAUGUCAAUGGUUUAUGUACAAAACAUGUUAAAAUGAAUAAAAUGGGCAAACCCAUGAAAUCAAAUAUA